AUGGACCUUCAGAAAACUGAGCAGAAAAUUACAUGUGACAAUCCAUCUGACGAGACAGAAGUGGUGAGCUCGAAGCCCGAAAAAUGCUCAUUUUCAAAGUCUGAGGAAGUGCCUAAUGAUUUGCUGUCAGAAUGUGAGUUUUAUAUUCUAUGUAACUAUAAUUUUUCUAUUUUUCAGCUUUAAAUGUUCAAGCCCAGUUUCGAACAGAAUCAGUGAGUGAAUAUUUUGAAGCUUCGCAACAGAAAAAUACUUGAAAUUAGCAGGAUUCCCAUCUCGAGUCCUCUUCGACAAACGUUGAUAAAGAAGCUGAUAUUCAAGAAAGCAUAAAGGCAUGUGACAGUUUUCAUUCAAAACCGGCUUUUUUUUUAAAUUUCAGAUUGACCGCGUUCCAACAGGUUCUUCAAUAUUUUUCCAAGAAAAGUUUUUUAUUACCUAUGUCUGAAAGAAAUUUUUUUUGGUUCAGAAAAACGACUGAUAAAAACGUCGAAACUAAGGAAAGUUCUUUUGAGAAUAUUUUUGACGAAAUCGCGAAUCAAGACGUUCAGGUAAUAUUUCUUAAUCGAGUUUAUUAAAUUAAUGGUUAUUUUUUUAGAAAGUAGAGAGGAAUGAAACAAGACGAGCGCCUUCAAUAGCAAGUUAUGGAGGAGAUACGGAGAGUGAAUGGGAUUUGAGUGACGCAGACAGCGAUUUGAGCGAAUUUCUCCUGGAAUCUGGUGCUGGCAGUGAUUCUGACGCAGAGUUUGACAGGUUUUCUUUAUUUUUCUUACUACGUACUUUCUAAUUUUGAGUUUUUUUCGAAUUUUUUUGAAUUUUGUGUGGAGUUACAACAUGGGAAUGAUCCUUGGAUGAAAAAUAAUCAAGAUUUUUGUUUCGGAAAAAAAUCGUUAAAUUUUUUUCAAAACGAAUUGAUUUGUUUUAUGUCGUUAAAGACCAAACUUGAUUUUUAGCAAUUCCACAUUUUUCCAUGUCAUUUUUUUAGAUUCGUCCACAAAUCCUACAAGUAUCUGAAGAAAAUUCACAAUAGUGAGUAUCCGGACGGACAUUCGUCUUCCAAACGAAGUCGCCCAACGCCAAAACAGCCAAAAACGGUUUGAAUCCUUCUGAAAAAACGCGAAAUAAUAUUUUUUUUAGGAAAAUGUUCGCGAAUAUGAGCACCUGCCGCCACUAGAAAAGUUGACUAUUCAAUGCGAAGAAAAAGUUGAUAUUGUCAGCUUCGGGACCGUUUCCAAAAUUGUCGACUGCUUGGGUACGUUUUUGGAGAUUUUAUUUUAAAAAGAAAUUAAAUUUUUAGUGAUAAUUGAGCCGAAUUGCACGGAAGUUCUGGAUUUCGAUUCGUAUCUCUUUGAUGAGGUUUUAAAUAUUUCCACCAAGGAAAACAACCAAUUUUGUAAACUUUAGGAUAAAAAAAUUGUCGGGCAAGUUUUCGACAUUUUCGGCCAGGUUAAGGAUCCUCAGUAUGCUAUAAGAUUCAACACGGCGGAGGAGGUGAGAAAACUCUGAACUCAGGAGUUUCAGGGACCUUCUUGGUGCUUUUUUCUAUAGUUUCGAUCACUCUAAAAUCACUAAGGUCCCUAAAUUCUGAAAAGGUAAUUUCUACCAUUUCUAUCGAACUUUCCAGGCCUCCAUAAUCCCCAUCGGUUUGAAAAUUUUCUACGCUCCGAAUGUAGAUUCUUUCUCGAAGACUCCCUACAAAGGGUAAAAUAACCUUGCUUCUCCUUUUUAAAAUUCAAUAGUUUAGCUUGAACCUGAGAAAUAUCGAUCAACGUAAAAUCGCCGAGAUGAAUAAGCAGAUGGAUCGGGAAAUUUUGCUCCAAAACGCGGCGACGAAGGAAAAUGAUGGAAGUGACAGUUGCAAUGAAUUCAGUGAUGAUGAACUGGAAAAGGCCUACAAACAGCAGAAAGGUCCAUUUUUUAAAGGAAAUCACAAAAACGUCUUUUUCAUCUUUAUAUUGUUUUAGUUUGACAAAAAAGUUUGCAGGUGCAGCCUCUGGACCCAAAAAAACCUGAACAAAGGGAAAAAGAAAUCGGGCGGGAAAUCGAGUUUCUUUUGCUGGCCCGGCGUCAUCUUCUCGUCAAGGUUUAUCAGUAGAAAUAGUAAUUAUUGAUGGUUAAAUUUUAGAAAGCGAUUCUGGUAAGCAUAAUCAAGGAAGAAAUGAACACCAUCAUCAGCAAGGGCGUGGGAAUUUUGAUAGACCGUAAGCUUGUAGAUUAUUUUUACGAAGAUGUGGAAAAAGGAUCCAUAGAAAUGUUCCUUUUUUGCUGCCUUUUUGCGCCCUUUUCUCGGCCAUUCUGUAACAUUUUUUGCUGUCUCUCCCUUUUUCCAUUAUUUCUUGAGCCUUUGAAAUACCAGAAAAUGGUAACCAAGUUGAAAAUCAUGGUUUUCGAAAAUCUCUUCAUAGAAAGUUCAACUUUUUGUCUUGAAAUCUUUCACUUUAACUGUCAUUUUGUAAUUAUUAUUUUUUUUUUUUGGUUAAAAGAGCUGUUUUUUUGCGAGAAAUGAGAUUUUAAAGCUUCAAUCUUCCAAGUUGAGGUUGAUAAAAAGGGUUAAUUGUAUCCGAACAAAUUUCUAGGUUCUAAAAGACACCAAAAAGUCGAGUAUUUUCAUAAUUUCUUCAGCGGAAAAUGGGAUUGGCACAACCGACCGGCGCAAAAUCGAGUGUAUCGUCGGGAUUUCGAUGGAACGCCUUCCAACGACGUUCCAAAGCCCCCAACCCCAGCAGAACCACCCCAAAAACAACCAGAAACUGCCGAAACCUCCUCCAAUCCGUAUGCAGAGUACGGCUGUUAUGGUGGCCUUGCCGGAAGGUUUGGCUUCUAGGUAUUUUCUGGGUCUUUCUUAG
This is a messenger RNA of Caenorhabditis auriculariae, 2840 nucleotides long. NCBI's taxonomy places the organism in Eukaryota, Metazoa, Nematoda, Chromadorea, Rhabditida, Rhabditidae. The record is from the annotation of a GenBank genome assembly.